AUGGAAGAGAAGAAAGAUGUCUUCGCGGAUAAUAGUGACACUGAUCAAACUGGGGCAUCGGAGGAGGCCGACCCCGAGGCGGAGUAUCCACAGGGCUUGAAACUAGUCCUGCUUGCUGGUGCAUCGGUUAUGGGCGUCUUCCUAAUUUCUCUGGAUCAAACAAUCGUUGGUACCGCGGUCCCUAAGAUCACGGACGAGUUUCAUGGUCUCUACGAUGUAUCUUGGUAUGCCGCCGCAUACUUCAUGACCUUCGGUGGUCUUGAGGCUACGUGGGGAAAAGCUUUCAAGUACUUCGAUCUAAAGUACACCUUCAUCGUUUCGAUGGUGAUAUUCGAGGUUGGUAGUCUGAUUUGCGGUGUUGCUCCAACUUCCAAAGCUUUGAUCGUGGGUCGAGCUAUCGCUGGUUGGGGUGGUGCUGGAAUUUCAGUAGGAGGAACUAGUAUUGUUGCCUUCAGUACUCCACCAAGAACACGACCGAUCAUGAUGGGUAUCAUUGGACUCACCUAUGGUCUUGCUGCCGUUCUUGGGCCCUUGAUCGGCGGUGCCUUUACAGAGAGUGUGACAUGGAGAUGGUGCUUCUACAUCAACCUGCCGAUUGGAGGUCUCGCUGCUGGUCUAGUACUUAUCUUCUUCCAUCUCCCAGCUGCUGCCAAACCACCAAAGGUCAGCCUAAAGGAGAAGGUGUUGCAACUAGACCCAGUCGGCGUGGUACUGGCCAUGGCCUCGAUUAUCUGCUUCCUCCUGGCCCUUCAAUACGGCGGCAACACUUUGCCCUGGAAGAGCAGCGAGGUUAUUGGACUGCUAAUCGGGUUUGGUCUCCUCACAAUUGCUCUUAUUGCGUGGGAGAUCUAUCUCGGCGAGUAUGCUAUGCUCCAACCACGAUUGUUCAAACAACGGUCAUUGUGGAGUGUUGCCCCGUAUCAAUUCUUCUUCAUGGGUACCCUCAUUCUGCUGCUUUACCAACUGCCCAUCUACUUCCAAAGUGUCAAGGGUGCCAGCCCAAUCGAAUCUGGUGUCGACAACCUUCCUAUGGUUAUCUCAGUGGGCAUCUUCUGCGUCGUUGGCGGUAUAGUGGUUUCUAAAACCGGCCAUGCAGCUCCGACGAUGUUGGCUGGCUCAGGGAUCGCCACGAUAGGAAUUGGUCUAUUCUGUACUCUGGAUAUCGACACCUCCAUUGGAAAGUGGAUUGGCUUCCAGAUUCUGGCUGGAUCUGCCAUCGCAUUCUCUGUUCAGAACGGCCUAAACAUUGCCCAAGCCAAUGUGGGCCCAGAAGAUAUCUCAGCUGUCACAGCCAACCUUUACUUCUUCCAAACAGUUGGAGGUGCAUUCACCACCGCAGCGGGACAGGCGGCAUUUAUCAACCAAUUGUUGGCCCAUUUGCCGAUCAGCGCCCCUCAAGUGGACCCGGAGCUAGUUAGUUCAACAGGUGCUGCACAGCUCCGAGAUGUGUUCGGUCCGGAUGACCUUCCCGGCAUUCUUAUUGCCUAUAUGCAAGGACUGAAGACUACCUUUGCAGUUGCAACUGCGCUGUCUGGCUUUGCCUUUUUGUCUACAUUCAUCAUCCCCUGGAGCAAACUUCCGACACAUACCCCCGAUAAGGAUGACAAGAAUGCCCCCAUGAUAAUGCCUUGA
Molecule: messenger RNA, 1632 nt
Organism: Penicillium griseofulvum
Lineage: Eukaryota; Fungi; Ascomycota; Eurotiomycetes; Eurotiales; Aspergillaceae
Product: MDR family MFS transporter
Exons: 3
Coding region: 1-1632 (543 amino acids)
Biological process (GO): transmembrane transport
Molecular function (GO): transmembrane transporter activity
Source: RefSeq, a predicted model, not a curated record